Messenger RNA from Colletotrichum phormii, 1004 nucleotides. RefSeq names its product NADH dehydrogenase. The record is from RefSeq and is a predicted model, not a curated record. Gene Ontology annotation, molecular function: NADH dehydrogenase (ubiquinone) activity. The transcript is spliced from 2 exons. The coding region runs from base 47 to 907 and encodes 286 amino acids. Lineage: Eukaryota; Fungi; Ascomycota; Sordariomycetes; Glomerellales; Glomerellaceae.
CUUCCCCAGAGGCAACAAGCCCCCCAGCACUGCAACAACCGCAACAAUGGCGACAAAGCUCUAUCGUGGUAGAGCUCUGGCGGGCUUGCGCAACUGCCGCCCCAGCGAGAUCCGAUCCUUCUCAACCUCAAUCCCUCAAUUGGCCGGCUUCCCGACCGGCUUUCCCAAGGAUGCCGAAAACAUGAGGAAGUCUCCUCGCGAGCACAUUGGCACCAUCAAGGCUCCCCUCAUCAACCCUGCCGACAAGUACGGCUCCAAGGCCGAUAACCUGCACAAAUACGGCUCCUGGAUCAUGGGCUGCUUGCCCAAGUACGUCCAGCAGAUCUCUGUCUGGAAGGACGAGCUCACCAUUUACGUCUCUCCCUCGGGAAUCAUCCCCGUCUUCUCCUUCCUCAAGUACAACACUUCGGCCGAGUACACUCAGAUUAGCGACAUCACUGCCGUCGACUACCCGACCAGAGACCAGCGAUUCGAGGUCAUCUACAACCUUCUCAGUGUCCGCCACAACUCGCGCAUCCGCGUCAAGACCUAUGCCGACGAGGCUUCCCCCGUUCCCAGUGUCACUUCCCUCUUUGAUGGAGCCAACUGGUACGAGCGUGAGGUCUACGACCUGUUCGGCGUCUUCUUCGCCGACCAUCCCGAUCUGCGCAGAAUCAUGACCGACUACGGUUUCGAGGGCCACCCCCUGCGAAAGGACUUCCCCCUCACUGGCUACACCGAGGUCAGAUACGACGAGGAGAAGAAGCGCAUCGUCACCGAGCCUCUUGAGCUUACCCAGGCUUUCCGCAACUUCGAGGGUGGCUCAAGUGCCUGGGAGGGAGUUGGACCUGGCACGGACAGACGCCCCGACACCUUCAAGCUGCCUACGCCGAAGCCAGAGGAGAAGAAGGAGGAGCCGAAGAAAUAGAUCAGAAGAUUCUGAUGUGUAUAUAACUGACUCUAGAAUCUUCUUUGUUGUACAACCAUUCUGUGUUCCACUAUUUGCUUGAACCUUGCGUGGCUGC